AUGGAUUUCGAUUUGGAUGGUGUGGUCAAAGCUGUGGCUGUAGGCCUCGUUCUUGUGGCAUUACACCAAGUCUACCACCGCCUCCUGCUACCUCGACCGAUCCGCGAUAUUCCGCACAAUGCGGCGUCUGCCCAGAGGCUACUCGGAGACCUUCCUGAGUUGCAGAAGAUAAUGGCGAGUACACAGGACAUCCAGUCCUGGCUUCUAGAACAGACCCGUCGGCUGAAGUCCCCUCUGAUUCAACUGUUUCUGGACCCGCUGGGUAAGCCAAUUGUGGUCCUUAGUGAUCCACGAGAGGCCCUUGACCUACUGCUCUAUCGCAGUCGAGACUUCGACCGUACACCCAUGGUGCAGGACGUUUUCUCCGGCCUGUCCCCCACUCACCAUAUCACCAUGAGCACUGGACCCGAGUGGAAGAGACACCGUAAUCUGGUGAAGCAUCUGGUGAUAACGCCGUUCCUUCAGGACAUUGCUGCGCCUGCGAUCCACGCGUCUGUCGUGCGCCUGGUCGAACUGUGGAGUAUCAAGGGGCGGGUGUCCCGAGCGUCAGCGGCGUGCUUUGCACCUCAAAAGGAUUUUCAACGCAUGGUCCUUGAUACCCUGCUGGAAAUCUCAUUCGGACGGGGCUUUCCCAAAGACGGGAUCUCAUCGCAAAUCGAGCUUCUCCAGGACGCCGAAGCCUGUGGCAGGGCGAGAGUGAGCAGUCAGCCGCAGAUCAUCGCAUUCCCUGAAUCAGAUCCUCACGAGUUCAUCCGUGCACACGGAGUGCUCAGUGAAGCCAUUGAAAAGAGCGGGACAUCGCUCUUUCCACGACAGUCAUGGUGGUUGAUGUCCAAGCUACCCCAACUGGCUCACGCCCUCCGGGUCAAACGCCGGGUCACGCGGGAAUGGCUCGAGACUGCGGUCUCCAGCACCGUCGGUGCACCCACGGACUCGACAUCAGAGCUUCCCGACCGACCUCAAUCGUCGGUUGAGUUCAUGAUUCGGCACGAGAGAGACCUGGCGAAACAAGAAUCCCGGAAACCGGAUUACCUGUCCCCGGCGAUGGAAGAUGAGCUCUACGGAUCCAUCUUCGGCGCCUCGCAUAGCACCGUGUUUACCCUAGCCUGGGGAGUCAAGCUUCUAUCAGAUCACCCGCAUGUGCAGAGCCAGCUCCGCGAAUGCCUGCGCGCGGCCUUUCCCGAAGCCCUAACGGCAGGACGCCCGCCCAGCGCCCUGGAAUUGGCCACCCGAACCAUCCCCUAUCUCUACGCAACCGUCGAGGAGAUGCUGCGGUUUACCCCGACCGCGUUCAUGAUCGACCGCAUCGCCACCCGGGACACCGAGCUCCUGGGCUACGCCAUUCCCAAGGGCACCUGCGUCUGGGCCCUGAGCAGCGGGCCCGGAUUCACGUCACCGGCGUGGCUGGUCCCCAGCGACAAGCGUAGUAGCGCUGUGUCUCGGACGGCGAUGCCGACGCCCGCCGCAAAGCCAGAUCACGCCCGGCAGUCUCCCAGUCACGAGUGGGCUGGCGACGAUCUCGAUCGAUUCGUUCCGGAGCGAUGGCUGGUGGCUCCCUCCGGGGCCGACGGCCCAUCGACCUUCGAUCCGAACGCGGGCCCAACCCUGGCCUUCGGGGCCGGACUCCGGGGCUGCUUUGGGCGUCCGUUGGCCCAGCUGCAGCUGCGCAUGACGUUCGCGCUGCUGGUGUGGCAUUUCGAGCUGAGACCGUGUCCCGCGGCUCUGGCAACGUACGCGGCGGUCGAUGGGCUCUUUCGGCAGCCAAAACACUGCUUCGUUGCUUUGGGGGAGCCGCUGGUCAGUAGUUAG
Molecule: messenger RNA, 1809 nt
Organism: Aspergillus saccharolyticus JOP 1030-1
Lineage: Eukaryota; Fungi; Ascomycota; Eurotiomycetes; Eurotiales; Aspergillaceae
Product: cytochrome P450
Exons: 2
Coding region: 1-1809 (602 amino acids)
Molecular function (GO): iron ion binding; oxidoreductase activity, acting on paired donors, with incorporation or reduction of molecular oxygen; monooxygenase activity
Source: RefSeq, a predicted model, not a curated record